Molecule: messenger RNA, 3132 nt
Organism: Morchella sextelata
Lineage: Eukaryota; Fungi; Ascomycota; Pezizomycetes; Pezizales; Morchellaceae
Exons: 1
Coding region: 1-3132 (1043 amino acids)
Source: RefSeq, a predicted model, not a curated record
AUGUCUCAGCCACCCCCCAACCCACGCACCAACCCUCACCACCCCUCCACCUCCACCCCCACCCCCACCCCCUCCUCGCAAUGGGGCGAUGAAGUCACCCGCCGCGAGCACACCUUCCGCUCCACCACCCCGCUGCCCCACCCGCCCAUCCCGCGAGCCCAACGCACCUACGAGCCGCCCCCCAAGCCCGCCUCCCUCAUUGACACCCCGCCGCCCAAGCCGCAGAUCUACCUCGACGAAGGCUGGCGCGAGCGUGCUGCGGCCACGGCACCCCCGAAAACACCCGCGCCGAAAAAGACGGCCGCGAAGAGGAAGCCGGCGCAGCGCAAGAAGAGGGCGAGGAAGAAUGAUGUGGACGAGCAGGAGGAGGAGGAGGAGGAGCGGGAGAAUGGGGACGGGGCGGGCUCGUCGUCGAUGUUUGGCAGCUCGCCUGUCAAGAUGCCGUAUGCAAAUACAAAUGGCAGCUCCCCCAUUACGCUACAAUACGCAAGUGCAAAUGCAAAUGCAAAUGGCAAUGGCAACGGCAUGAGCUCCCCCAUCAAGCUCCCAUACAGAAACGGAAACACAAACGGCAAUGGCAGCUCCCCCAUCAAGUUCCCAUACACAAAUGGAAACGCCGAGAACCAAAACAGCACCGCUGCACCCUGGAGCUCACCACCCGCUGCCAACCCCAACCCCCAGUGGAGCAUCCGCCAGGAGAUCGAAGCCUCGCUCACGCAGCAGCUGCCGGCGAACGCUGAGCGCUUCUCAUCACCGGGCCCAGGGCCAGCACCCAGAAAGCAGGCCAGGACCCGUGGCAGGUCGCUGGUCAAUAUAUACCACGACCAGCACCCGUUGAGCACCACACCUUCCCUUGGGGGCAGCAACAGCCUCCUGCAGCAUAAUGUAAAUACGCAGAUGCAGAUGCAGAUGCAGAUGCACGGCCAGGUGAAUGGGCGUAUGCAGUCAAACGGGAUGAACCCAAACCAAAACCCGAAUCUGAAUGGGGGCUUCAAAGGCUUCUACCAGCCUUCGGCUUCGGCUUCGGCUUCGUCGGGUCCUGGGGGUGCUGCAGCUGCCGCUGCCGCUCAGCUGUAUGGCAAUGGUCAGAACAACGUACCGGUGAAUGCCUACUCUAUGAACCAGAUCCGCCAUACCGCUGCGGGCCCUCCUGGACAAUACCAGCAGCUCAACCGAAAGCCACCCAUGAUCCAGAACAACGGGUACAGCAGCUUCCAGAACCAAGGCACAUACAACUACGGCGCCCCCAUCCCCAUCCCCGCGACCACCGGCCAGCUCCAGAACACAGACCUGAGCAGCUUCAAAAAAUACCACCCCGCCCCCGCCGGCCUCCAAACCCCCCGCCACGUGCUCAAGUCCAACGGCAACGGCAACGUCAACGACCAGGCCGCCGCCGUCCCACAGCCGCAGUAUGCCAACCCCGCGCUCGCCGAGUACGUGGCGGCCCAGGGAGACUUGGGGGACUUUCGCAGCUUGAAUAAGUACAGCCCGGACAUACCGCCGCAGGGAGGCCCGGCGACGCCGCAGAGCCAGCUGGAGAGGCAGAGGCUGGAGCAGGAGCUGCAGGGACAGGUGUAUGCGCAGUGGAGGCAGCAGGUGCAGCAGCAGCAGAUGCUGCAGAUACAGCAGCAGCAGCAGCAGAUAUUGAUGCAGCAGCAGGUACAGCAGCAGGUACAGCAGCAGCAACAGCAGAUACAGCAGCGCCAGGUACAGCAGCAGCAGAUACAGCAGCAGCAGAUACAGCAGCAGCAGAUGCAGCAGCAGCGGAAGGUACAGCAGCAGCAGCCGCCUCAACGCCAGCAGCCACAGCAGCGCCAGGUACAGCAGCAGCAACCGGUCGAUUUACAAGCCGCCCGGGACCGCGGCAUGUUCGGGUUCGACCCGGGCAUGUCGCAGAAGGACAAGCAGGCUGCCAUCAACAGCAAGCUGCUGGAGGUGCAUGCGGCCAAGAAGAGGAGGAUGCUGGAAGCUGCGGGGGGCCCGCAGACUAAGAAGGGGAGAGUCGGCGAGCAGAAUGUAGGACCGGCGAUGGUGCAGAAGCAGGCGGUGCAGAAUUAUCAGUGGCAGAUGAAGCAGCAGCAGGGUGCUGUGACCUACAAUAACGGUGUCGGACCGGGAGAUGGCAAGACUAGUAUAGCUAGAACUAGCCAACAGGGAGUGAUCAGGUCGAAUGGGUUGGCACAUGCUGCUCCUGGAACUCCAAAUGUUGGUUUGCAGGAAUCAUUGGCUCAAAGUGCGGUUCCUGGCCAGGUCGAGCAUGGGGGAAAUGGGAAGCAGAGAGCAACGGACUCUGCUGGUCAAUGUUUCGGGAACGGGGGAGAAAUCGCUGGAGCUGGCGGGAACGGUGCCGCUCAGAACAUAGAGAAUCCGAUGGCCUCCGUAGCUUCCAGGUCUAGGUCUCUAUCUGGUUCUAGUGGGAACACGGCCCCCGUAGUUUCUAGGUCCCGUUCUGGAUCUAGUUCUGGUGGGAACAUGGCCGCUGUGUCUCUGUCUCCUGGGUCUCAAUUUGGAUCUGAGUAUAUUGGAACCGCUCCUGCACCGACCCCCGCGGGAAAUAGUUCGGCAGACUUUUCGGACUACAAUAGCGUAUACCAAGGUCUAAUGGCUACGGAUACUAUCACUGCCACCCAACCCACCGCCAGCCCGCAGUCAAACAGCGUGUCUCUCACCCCCGCGGCGACACCACCGCUACUAUACCCCACCGCCUCCGCCUCCAGCGAAACAACAAUCUCCCCCUCCGCCCCGCCGCCAACGCCCGCACCCUUCCAAUACAACCCCACAAGCACCCCGAUCGACUUUGCCUCGCAGUCACUGCCCGACCUGAUGCAGUACCUCGGCGGCGACAUCACCACCGAGGAGCUGCUCAGCAUCCCCGAGGAGGAGUGGAGCUGCGACGCGGUCUUCCUGGAGGCGGCGGGAAUAGCGGACCCGGACUUCCCGGCGUUCGAGAUUAGGGCGCCGGAUGUGCCGCAGCUGACGCCGCCGGCGGUGGUGGAUCGGGGGAGCGAGCUGGUGUUGGAGCCGGGCUAUUUGUCGUGGGAUGCGCCGGCGAUCUUGUUUAGGCCCGGGGAUGAGUUUGUGGCGAAUGGCGGGAUGGUGGGCGAUGUGGAGGAUUGGUGGGCGGCGAAGUAG